This is a messenger RNA of Labrus bergylta (ballan wrasse), 2458 nucleotides long. It is a transcript of the gene dnajb13, whose product is annotated as DnaJ heat shock protein family (Hsp40) member B13. Gene Ontology annotation, cellular component: cytosol. Gene Ontology annotation, molecular function: protein-folding chaperone binding. NCBI's taxonomy places the organism in Eukaryota, Metazoa, Chordata, Actinopteri, Labriformes, Labridae. The record is from RefSeq and is a predicted model, not a curated record.
CUUGAUAAUUUCCUCCCUCCUACUGUUUUAACUUGUAUUUUUUUUUUUACCUACUCUAGUUCUUGCACGCUGAGUAAAAGGUUAACAUUAAGCAUUACAUUUCAUAAUGGGUACUGACUACUACGAGUCGCUGGAAAUUAACAGAAAUGCAACGGACGCAUUUAUCAAAAAGGCUUAUCGACGUCUUGCAUUGAAGUUUCAUCCGGACAACAGAGAGACUGGAAGCGCCGAGAGAUUCUGUCAGCUGGGUGAAGCCUACGACGUGCUGAGCGACCCUCGAAAAAAGGCAACCUAUGACAAGUUUGGUGAGGAGGGUCUCAAAGGUGGGAUCCCACCUGAGUUUGGCAGCAAUGGGGCCUGGUCAUCUAAAUACGCUUACCAUGGGAACCCAGAUAAAACAUUCAAACAGUUCUUCGGAGGCAACAACCCAUUUUCAGACUUCUCUACACACGAUGCACCACUUCAGUUUGGUGGACUGCAACAAGUUGUGGUAAAGACACAAGACUCUCAUAUAGAGAGAGACCUUCAUCUUUCCCUGGAUGAUCUCUUUCAUGGAUGCACUAAAAAGAUUAAGAUAUCUCGUAGGGUCAUGAAUGAGGACGGAUGCACAUCCAGUAUCAAAGACAAGAUCCUGACUAUAGAUGUGGAGCCCGGAUGGAAAGAAGGCACAAGAGUAGUGUUUCAAAAAGAGGGAGAUCAGGGGCCGAACAGUAUCCCUGCUGACAUUGUACUCAUUGUGAGACAGAAGAGUCAUCCUCUGUUUGUUAGAAAACAAAAUGACCUGAUCUUCAAAAGCCAGAUCUCUCUAGAAAUGGCUUUGACUGGGUCUGUGGAAGUGGAGACACUAGAUGGCAAGCUACUCACUCUUCCCAUCAAUGACAUUGUUCACCCUGGAUACAAAAAGGUGGUGACUGGAGAGGGUAUGCCGCUGUCCCAGGAUCCUUCUCAGAGAGGAAACCUCAUCAUCACAUUUGAUGUCCAGUUUCCAGAAAAGCUCUCCGCUGAGAGGAGGCAACUGAUCAAGCAAGCUCUCACUUUUAAAUAUUGAUCACUCUCUAAAACUUUUGUUUGUAUCACAUGACACAUAAGCACCACUGUUGCACCACCAGCCUUUCAUCUGACAAUAACGGUUACAGCGUGGUUGUACAGUUGUGACUUGCUGCCAUCAUGGCCCGUUUCAGCUGCUCGUAUGUUACGAACAUCACCACGUUCCAGGAGCCUAGGCGUAAGAAAGAAGGCACAAACCUGAGGGGGGAAAAAACAAAAUGAUUGAAUAAAUCUGUUCAGCUCAGUAAAUUUAGUUUACAUGCAUUUUCUUUCAAACCCCUCCUAAACACUUUAUUUAUGUACUCAUUACUCUGUUCAGUAUUGUCCAUGCAAUCAAUGCUUACCCCUUAUAAAAAGCAAGUGGUCCCUCCUUUCUCAUCAUGGCAGAAGCACAGCUGAGGACACUGCUGUACUGGCCGAGAGCAGCAUUCAUGUAUCUCGUUUUGACCACAUCAACAGGAGAGGCAAUCACUGUUGUGCAUAACCCUGCACCAAAGGCUGAUAAGAAGUGGCAGGGCAGAUUAUCUGUAGAGGAAAGAAUAGGAAAUGAUUAUGCCAUACAGAAAAGAUAAAAGGAUACAGAAUGAGUACAUCAUGCUAAACUGCAGCCAUUGUUCACCUGUGAGGGGAGUCGACUUAAUCAGCGUAUCCUUAAUGAAAUCAUACGUCACCAGCUCGGUGCAGUUAACAAUUGCAUUUCUUGCAAUGUUUGGAGCUGUUCCUGCAGGUGAAAGGUUUAAUUAUUAGUGCAAAGAAAGAAUUAUGAAGCAAAAUUAAAGGAAAUGCUUGAAUGCCAAAGAAACUCUCUGAAGUGAAAGCUACCUUUCCACAGACCACGAACACCUUCCUCCUUUGCUAUGGUCUUGUAAGCAUUGAUAGUGCUACAGUAGCGCCUGGCAUGCCCAGGAGACCUGGCCUGAGCCUGGAAGCGAACUUUCACCACAUCUGUAGGCUGAGCCAAAGCAACAGCCAUCGUGCCAGUGGUACAUCCUGCAAGCAGCCGGCUGCCGAUACCAACGUCUAAAUCAGAAAAGGAUGGGGAGGUUAAGCCUGAUAGAUGCAGAACUCCCUUAAUCUAUUAUAUUCAGCAGUACUCACGAUCAGAGCCUCUAGUGUAGAACUGUUUUACAGAGUCGUAGAGACCAAUGCGGAUGGAGGCAAAGCUCAUCUGUCUCUGCAGCCCUGCUACCAGUCCACUGUAAAGACUCCUGGGCCCCUCUGUGCGCACCAUGGUGGUGAUGGUGCCAAACACUCCACGAUACUUCACUGCAGACUGCUUCCCUUCAGCAGCCGAAGAUCUGGACUCUCCUUGGAUCUAUGCAGAAUAAAAAGUCAUGAUAGGUUUGAGUAACACCUCAUUAGAAGCGUCGCUAUUAGCGUAAACUUUUGUUUUUGCUUGGUUUUUUUUCAG